This is a messenger RNA of Ostrea edulis (European flat oyster), 3770 nucleotides long. RefSeq lists its product as uncharacterized. The record is from RefSeq and is a predicted model, not a curated record. Lineage: Eukaryota; Metazoa; Mollusca; Bivalvia; Ostreida; Ostreidae. The coding region runs from base 1934 to 3562 and encodes 542 amino acids. Gene Ontology annotation, molecular function: zinc ion binding. The transcript is spliced from 10 exons.
CAUGUUGUUUAUUGAAGUGUUCGUACGCACGAGUUUUACUGGCCAAUGCUGUUUGGAGUAAGAAGUGUACAAGGUUUGUUUGGACACUAUUCGUUAAGGAAAGCACUUUAGUUUUGACAAAAUUUACCCUUCUGUCAUGACAUGACUCAGCGAAAACCAACGUAAUCGUGCUGUUGGGAUGCUUCAAGCUGGGAUGGCACAAAAUAUCGUAGCAAGACAUUUUAGAGUUCAUCGGAACACCAUCCAGUCAUUAUGGAGACGUUUCCAACAAUCUGGUAACACUCAGGAUCGACCACGUUCUGGGCGUCCUCGUGUGACGUCGCGUUGACAGGACAACCACAUUAGACUUGUGCACCUGAGAAAUCGUUUCCAGACAGCAAGUUCGACUGCUCGUAGCAUAUCUGGACUUCGACCAAUCAGUCCAAGAACUGUGCGUAAUCGUCUGCGCAAGCACAACAUCAGACCAAGACGUUCAGCGGUGCGCCCAAUCAUGCUUCAACGUCAUCGUAUCACUAGUCUAGCGUGGUGCAGAUGUAUAGUUCCUUAAUUUCCUUCACUGUCUAUAGCCAGGUACCCCUUUUACACUUGGGUGGAGUGAGGAAAUUCGUGUAAAGUGCCUUUCCCAAGGACACAACGUCGGCCCUGCCGCGGCCAGGACUCGAACCCACGACCUUUCCGUCGAGAGUCUGACAACCACUAGGCCACCGACGCUCUUAGAGUAUCUCUGGUGUUUCAUUGUAUUUAACGGUUUUAAUUUUUCGCAUUUAUUAAAGUAUAUAAAUGUGCUUUGUAAAACAUUGACAGAUUGUAAAAUGCAUCAACAUUUUUAACAUCUAUAGAAUGUAUUUUAAUGACAUAUGCAGUAUAUGUAUUUUGACGUCUAAGAAUGCUUUGCAUAUGCUUUUUCACUCAAAGUCAAUAAAAGCGUGCAAUCGAUGUCGCCGGCACUUUAUUAGAAAAUAAGCUAUAUCAAAUCAUAUAAAUUGUGUGCUAUACAUUCAUAGACCCAUAGCCUCCCUAGGCGUGAUUUCGUAUUAUCUUUAUGUUUUUGAUCUAUUUUGGCGCUAAAAUAUUCAAAAACUUUCGGAAAAUAUUCACCAAGUGAUAUUUGGAUGUGACAUUGAGAAGAAGUUAUUAUUAUUUUCAAAAGUUUGCAUUUCUGUAACAUACGAUACAAUAAACUUUUUAUCAAAACGUAUGUGCAGAGCAAAUGGUAUCCCUUUUAUGAAAAUCUCGUAGUGUACAGAUAAUGAAAAUAUAAACAUUUCUUUUGCAGAAGUCAUUGGUUGGUCUGAAAUUUGACAAACGUGUCGAGAUGUAACAUUCGUGAUGUAACAUUCGUUACCGAGAAAUUAAUUAAAGGGAAUGAUAUAACAAUUUCCCGCGUAUUUUUGCUCUUUGUCUGCAUGAUGUGGUAUACGUGUGAUAGUAUAAAUAUGAAUUUCUAUAUGUAUUUAUUCGUUUUGAUAUUUUUCAUUGAUCGUUUUGCUAAAUACAAUCUUAAAAUUCACUUUACCGUAAGUUCAAUUGCGCAUUUGGAUUGAGUUGGCUGAGUAAAGUUUUAUUCUGUAUUUAAGUAUAUGUUUCAUUUCAUAAUGAUUAUAUGCGUCUGUAAGAUCUUAAUCUAAAUUAUUUACAGAACACAUGUACAUAUUUUUGUAAAGUAUAGUAUGCUUCUAAAACGUUUACUGUGGGUACAAUUUACAAUUGUCAUAUUUCACUUAUGUUUUUCUUUCUUGAUUUGUAAUCUUAUCUAUCUGUUAUUGUAGGUCAAUGCCUUUAUUUUCUACUGAAUAAAUUAAUAAAACCAACAUCUGCCUUCCUACUCGGUUACAUACGACAUGAACGUCUACUAUGAACAUUGGAGUUUUAAAGUCAACACGUGUUAAACUUUGAGAAUUAGGAUUAAUUUUCUCUUACGGUCUCCGAAAUCAUGUCAACAAGUCAGGAUAUCAUAGUGUGUGAAGUUUGUGAGAUUGAACCUCUUCAGCACUUCUGCAAUCAGUGUGAAGUUCGUCUGUGCAACAACUGUGUCAUUUCACAUCUGAGUUCUGAAUCUGUAGAAGGGCACACCAUUGUUCGAUAUAAAUACAGAGAUGCUCGGAAUGUUAAACCAAGGCAAUGCUCAACACAUCGAACCGAAAACAAAACGCUAUUUUGCAAGAGCUGUGUUGUUCAAAUAUGUACGAAGGGACUUUUAGAACAUGUGGAACACGAAAUCACGGAUUUAAGACAGUGUAUACAUUCGGAAUAUGUGGAUAUUGACAAAAAUAUGGGCUUUUUGAGGACAACGGUUCAACCAGAUAUUGAAUCUGGUAUUGAAAAACUGAACCAAAUUUAUGAAGAGGCUAGCAAAAGAUAUGACCAAGAACGUCAAAGAAUGAUUGAUGCUGAGAAGGUCUUACAUGACAAAGUCACGGCGGCUAUGAAAGCUUUGCUCGAUGAAAUGGAAACCAGAAGAAAUGAAACUUUGACACGAUUGACAGAUUUGAAAACGAAUAGCAAGGCAAAGCUGCAAACUAUUGAUCAAUUCAUCGAUAAAUGUGAAGCUGCAAAGAAAUCUGUUGAAGACAUUCUAACAAUCAAGUUUGAUGAAGGCCUAUUGGAUAUGGAUCACUCGGUUGGGCUGGUAUUUCCACAAUAUGUUUCUCCAAACAAGUGGACUGUUGACGUCGGGGCAUUCAAAAGUAUAUCUACACGUCGGAGAAUAUUUGAGAUAGAUGUGGAAAACAAUAUUCAGUUACCUAUUCCAGGCAGAGUGAUGAUAGAGAAAAACAACACGGAGGGAAAUGAGGAGGGUGAUGUAUUUCUUGAUGCAAAAGAAAAGACUGAAAAGGUCGACGGUCUCUUCAUUGAAAAUCCAGACCAGCAGCCGACGGUUAAUCUACUGGAGAAUUGUAGCCGAUAUAAAACUGAACUUCAGCUAGGCCUAGACUUAGAGGGAGCCCAGAAGGAAUAUCAAAACCUUCUAAAACGGACGAAAGAAAUGCAGUCCCUGGAAUCAGUUUCACAAAUGCAGAAGAAUGAACCGCCGUCUGAAUUAAAUUAUGUGAAUGAAGACCAACGCAGGGAGGCUCCGAUGCUCUAUGGCGUUAUCAGUAUUGUUUCUGAGAAAUGUCUGAAAUCCACCUGGAGGGAUGCUGUGAGAGAAUUCAUAACCUUGACAACGUAUUCCAAAUCAGAACCUCAGUGCUCGAAAAACCAGAAGAGACCACGAUCCUCCUCUGGUUACCAAAAGAAGAAACAGAAGGAGUAUAGAAACAACAUAGAGAAGUUGCUUGACCAAGAGUGGCAGUCAGACUUUAUUCCUAAAUCUGCUGUGGAAUAUGAUUACCGACAUUUCUUUACCUCGGAAAGCGUUCUCAGGUCCAGUUUCCCAGACGCCUAUAUUUUCGAUCUGGCCAACUCCAAGAUAAGUAGACUGGAAGAUGUCCCCGUGGAGUUCAGAAACAGAAGACUGUGUACCUUUCUCGAAACAAUUGACAUGAAGAAGUUCGGAGUGGACCCACGUGAUGCCUGGAGGGAUUAUGGGUCCAGACAAAAAUAUUUAUGUUGUGCUUGAAAAGAAAAUGUUUUACACCAUGCAGACAGAACUUCAGAAGAAAACACAGGAAGUAGAAGAACUUUCUACCAGGUUGAGCAAAUUUACCAGCCAACAGUUGACGGAGGGAAACCCUAACAUAGCUGGCCUUAGUUAUGUCCGGCGCCCAACCAGACUAGGGGAAAUGUACAGUCAACUGUUUGAUGAUGAGUGGUCCGAGGCGUUUGAA